UAAAAAGAGGGUGGAAGAGGAACAACUGACAGGCUCCAGAGCAGAGAACAGUGGGCAGUUGAAGAGGCAGCCAGAGCACGGAGAAGCCAACGGCAAUUCCAGGGAGCAGGAAGAGAAGCAGCAGAAGUCUUGGCGUCUGAACCCUAGCUGAGCCAAGAUGGGCGACUGGAGCUUUCUGGGAGAGUUUCUCGAGGAAGUACACAAGCACUCCACGGUGAUCGGCAAGGUCUGGCUCACUGUCCUCUUUAUAUUCCGCAUGCUUGUGCUGGGCACGGCUGCCGAGUCUUCCUGGGGGGAUGAGCAGGCUGAUUUCCAGUGUGACACCCUUCAGCCUGGUUGCGAGAACGUCUGCUACGACCAAGCCUUCCCGAUCUCCCACAUUCGCUACUGGGUGCUGCAGAUCAUCUUCGUCUCCACGCCCUCUCUGGCGUACAUGGGCCACGCCAUGCACUCGGUGCGCAUGCAAGAGAAGCGGAAGCUACGGGAGGCCGAGAGGGCCAAAGGGGUCCAGGGCGCUGGGUCUUAUGAAUACCCGGUAGCCGAGAAGUCCUGCUGGGAGGAAGUGCAUGGGAAGGUUGUGCUCCAGGGCACUCUGCUCAACACCUAUGUCUGCAGCAUCCUGAUCCGCACCACCAUGGAGGUGGCCUUCAUUGUGGGCCAGUACCUUCUCUACGGGAUCUUUCUGAAAGCCCUGCACGUCUGCCGCAGGAGUCCCUGCCCCCACGCUGUCAACUGUUAUGUAUCCCGGCCCACGGAGAAGAAUGUCUUCAUUGUCUUUAUGCUGGCUGUGGCGGGACUAUCCCUCUUCCUCAGCCUGGCCGAACUCUACCACCUGGGCUGGAAGAAGACCAGACGGCAUUUUUUCAAGUCGGGGCAGGACCUGGCUAAGUGUCAGCUUCCUGGCCUUUCUGGGGGCAUAGUCCAGACCUGCACGCCACCCCCUGACUUCAGUCAGUGCCUGGAGGAUGGCCCUGGGGGAAAAUUCUUUAGUCCCUUCAGUAAUAAUGUGGCCUCACAGCAGAACACAGACAACCUGGCCACUGAGCAAGUGCAAGGCCAGGAGCAGAUUCCUGGGGAGGGUUUCAUCCACAUUCAUUAUGGCCAGAAGCCUGAGGUGUUAAACGGAGUCUCAUCAGGUCAGCAACUCUCCCAUGGCUACCAUAGCGACAAACGUCGUUUUAGCAAGGCCAGUAGCAGGGCCAGGUCAGAUGACCUAUCAGUGUGACCCUCCAGCAUGGGAGGACUGGGACCAGUUGGGAAUGAAGGAGGCUCAGAGAGGGAAGAUGUGCCCCUUCUACUCCCUGCUUCCUCAUUCUCAUCAUUGUUGUGCUCCUUUUGGUCCCUGGGUCUUAAUGACAUUGCUUAUUAAUUUCAGAAGGUAUAACCAGGGCUUUGUGAGUGUAGUCAGAGACAUGGCUACCCACCCAGAUUGCUGCCUCCUUCCCAUCCUCUACCCAGUAAACUCAAUGAAGCCUUUCAGAUUACUCAUUGAACAGGGUAGAGGAAGGGAAGGGAACUAUGGCAAAACCUGGUCUGGAAGGGAUAGCCAGAGAGACAGAAUCUACGUACCAGCAAUAUAUUAGAUGUGUUCUCUAAGUCUCUAUGGCUUCCUUGACCCAAUUACCCUCCCUCUUCCUAAGGAAAAGCCCCAAAUUCCCAGCCAAUAGAGAGCAUGAAUCAGGGAACUUCCAGUAGAUGUGCUCUUGAAUCUGUUGUCUCCAUGGGUCAUUCCUUGGAGUGGUGGUGAGAUGGCCUUGGUCUGCCCUUGGCUGCCUCUCCUUCUACCAGUGUUUAAAAGGGGUCUUUAGAACUUGAUCAGCAGCCUCAACUUUACAAGUGCCUUGGUAUGUAUCUUAGGCAAAUGUCCUCCCUUGUUGAUGCUGCAGUCUUUCCUCCUACUAGGGUGUACACACAGCCCAUGGGGGUGCCAGAUCCUCUAGGGAGUGACUGUACACACAGACUCCACUGGAAUUCCUGCCACCACCUGUCAUCUUGCAGCGCCUUUACAGUUCAGCCUGAUGAUAGAAACCAUCCCUUCUCUUCCUCCCUUGGCUGUUCACCCAGUGCUCCACUAAAGACCUUAUCAACAGAAAUGCCCAAGAAGCCAUCAUCCUUUCUCGGAUCCUGACCAGAUCACCAGCCACUGAGGCCAGUGGAAUUUCCCCCAGUCUUAUUAAAACAAAGAGGGCAUUGUGCUUCUCGUAUUCCUCUUGGGAAAAAAUAAUUCUGCUGUGAAGAUGAAAAUAAAAAAGGAGAGAAAACUCUGGAAAACUAUUUUUCUCUCCUAUUUAUUUCCCUUGCUGACUGCCAACUUAGAGUGCCAAGAUGAGGUGUGAUGACAGCCCCAGAUCGCUUGUUCCCUAGAAGCUUUAGCAGGGGCAUGUAAGCAGUAGGGGAAUCUCUAGCUUUCUUGGCAGGUUCCUUAUUUAAAGAGCACAGAGAUUCCUACAUCUCCCUGAUACCCCUAAUGAGACUGCUAAGCGGGGCUGCAGAAAAGCCCUGCUUUCCUUAGGGACUGGCCUGGUUUCUCUAUUCACUGGAUCCAUAUAGGGUGGCUGCCAUUUUGAGUGAAGGUAAAGGAUGCUCAGAAUUGAAUACUGAGACUUACAAAGAGAUGAUUACAUUUUAAGUGUGUGUGUGUGUGUG
Cynocephalus volans (Philippine flying lemur) is the source of this 2646-nucleotide messenger RNA. RefSeq names its product gap junction protein alpha 5 (gene GJA5). The transcript has 2 exons. The coding region runs from base 158 to 1225 and encodes 355 amino acids. The record is from RefSeq and is a predicted model, not a curated record. Gene Ontology annotation, cellular component: connexin complex. Gene Ontology annotation, molecular function: gap junction channel activity involved in atrial cardiac muscle cell-AV node cell electrical coupling. Gene Ontology annotation, biological process: heart development; atrial cardiac muscle cell to AV node cell communication by electrical coupling; cell-cell signaling. Lineage: Eukaryota; Metazoa; Chordata; Mammalia; Dermoptera; Cynocephalidae.